Balaenoptera acutorostrata (minke whale) is the source of this 2731-nucleotide messenger RNA. RefSeq names its product ubiquitin conjugating enzyme E2 D2 (gene UBE2D2). Gene Ontology annotation, molecular function: ubiquitin conjugating enzyme activity. Gene Ontology annotation, biological process: protein K48-linked ubiquitination; ubiquitin-dependent protein catabolic process. NCBI's taxonomy places the organism in Eukaryota, Metazoa, Chordata, Mammalia, Artiodactyla, Balaenopteridae. The record is from RefSeq and is a predicted model, not a curated record. The coding region runs from base 496 to 1059 and encodes 187 amino acids. The transcript has 9 exons. Gene Ontology annotation, cellular component: nucleus.
UCCCGACCUGCCCCUCGGCCUGGGCCCACCCCGCGUUCCGCCUGCCCCACCCCGGCGGCGCCGCCCGCCCGCGCGUCCAUCGGUCCACCUGCAGCAAGCAGUCCAUCCGACCGUCCGACCCAGAGGCGCCGGCCGAGCCCGAGGCCUGGGCUCUUGCUCCCUGGCGGAGGGAUCCGCGGCGGCUGAGGAGGCGGCGCUGAGCCUAGAAGGAAGAGGCAGCUACCGCGGUGGCGGCGGCGGCGGCGGCGGCGGCGGCGGCUCGGGCGGCAGCGCAUAAAGGGGCCGCCGCCGGGUGAUGCGGUGACCCCUGCGGCAGGCUCAGGAGCCGAGUGGGCCACGGCCCCAAGUCCGUCCCGCCGGACCCGCGCUCCGGAACUCCCCAUCUUCUCCGGCCGACCCGCGAUCACCGAGGCGGCCUCGCGCCCCCUCGCCCCUUCCCCGUCCCUCCCCUGCCCCUGUUCCCGCCCCGGGGGCCGCCUCCACCCGCCUCCCACGAUGGCUCUGAAGAGAAUCCACAAGUUUUGGAGGCCAAAUGUCCAAAAUCAGCAUACCUGCAGGGCACACUCCGUCUGGAAGCUCUGUGGGAGGAUCCUUCCUUGCCUCUUCCAGCUUCUGGUGACUGAAUUGAACGACCUGGCGCGGGACCCCCCAGCACAGUGUUCAGCAGGUCCCGUUGGAGAUGAUAUGUUCCACUGGCAAGCUACAAUAAUGGGGCCAAAUGACAGUCCCUAUCAGGGUGGAGUAUUUUUCUUGACAAUUCAUUUCCCAACAGAUUACCCCUUCAAACCACCUAAGGUUGCGUUUACAACAAGAAUUUAUCAUCCAAAUAUUAACAGUAAUGGCAGCAUUUGUCUUGAUAUUCUACGGUCACAGUGGUCUCCAGCACUAACUAUUUCAAAAGUACUUUUGUCCAUCUGUUCUCUGUUGUGUGAUCCCAAUCCAGAUGAUCCUUUAGUGCCUGAGAUUGCUCGGAUCUACAAAACAGAUAGAGAAAACUUUAGGUCUUCUGCUUGGCUUUUGACGUGUAAAGAUUUUGCAUCAAGAGCCCAUUUGUCUUAGGUACAACAGAAUAGCUCGGGAAUGGACUCAGAAGUAUGCGAUGUAAUUAAAGAAAUUAUUGGAUAACCUCUACAAAUAAAGAUAGGGGAACUCUGAAAGAGAAAGUCCUUUUGAUUUCCAUUUGACUGCUUUCUAUGAGCCCACGCCUCAUCUUCCCCUGUGCACAUGUUUACCUGAUACAGCAGUGCUGCGUGUUGUACAUACUUGGAACAACAAACUAGAAAUACUGUACUUCUGUACCAACAUUGCCUCCUAGCAGAGAAGUGUGUGUGUGACAAGCCAGUUCUCCAGGCAUAACCUAGGUGUGAGACUAAAAGCUUUCCUUAUUGACUUAAAUUUGGAUAACGGCAGAGUGAGGGGUGGUGGGUAUGGUGUGUGCUUGGAUGGGGAAGAAAAGCUCCACUGACCUGUAGGAGAUUGUUUUUUAAGUGAAAUCCCAUUAAACUCAAAACAGUUAUGAAAAGCAAGGCGAAGAACAUGAAGCUGUUUCUGUAUUCAUUUUAUUCCGAAGGACUUAACGUCUUAGGUGAAAGUUAUGACCAAUCAGAUUAAACUCUACCUACAUCCUGUAUUUUAAGGUCUAAGUUUAACUGGUCAACAUUUAAAUGGAUUGGAGCUAUUAGUAAAGUGUGAUGGGCUUUGUUUCCAACUCUUUUACAUCUCCCCACCCGUCAACCUUCGUCCUUCAGCCCCUCUUUCUCUCUUCCAUAUUCUUUGGUUUGUAUGUGGUUUCUCAGUUAAUACAUAGCUAAUAGCUCUUAUUUUUCUUAUGUUUUUAACUGCUUAGGUCUAUCUGGAUGUAAGGGUGAAAAUUCAUUCGAUGGAAAUACUUGUGUAUAUUUAAAGACCCAAUUGCUCCUCUGGAGCCUGUACGUUCAAGAAUGAUUAAUCUGUGUAAUAAACUGAUUACUACAGUCAUUACAUAUAAUUUUGUGUGAAUAGGCUUUCUGAUUUUAAGAAUUUUGUCUAGCUGAGAUUAGUGGUGGAUUUUUUCCCACCCCUGAAAUGUUUUCAUUUAUACUGGUUGCAUUUCAAAAUCAUGAAACAAUUCAGUUUACAUAGUAAAAAGGAUAUCUUGAAAGUAAUUUUACUGAACAAGAUAAACGCAUAAGCUUAAAAGAAUUUUCAUGAAACUUAUGUGUGCAGUAUUCCAGGAACAUGACUGUUAAACUAAAUAAGAAAUUUGCUUUAUUAUUGAAACUAAGCUGCAUUUCACCGAAACCUUGUGACAUUCCUUUGGUACAUAGGACAUAAAACAAAGGCAUUGCUAUUUGGUAAGUUAAGCUUCUGUGAUUGUGAUUGUAAAAACAACAUUGACCAAACCUGGGAAACAUGAGCACAAUCUUGUAUUGGAGAGUCUACAUAAUUACUUUGCACUAACAUUGCAGGAUGUUCAUCCAAUUUUAAAUUGUACUGUAUGUGGCUUUUUGGUCUUCCCUUGACGCUAGUAAAAUGUAGUUUGAAACUUGUAAACAGCUGUAUUUGCCAGAAACAUCGUUCCUGUGAACUAGGCAAGUUACUUUUUUUCCUCCUACUUCUCCUAAUCUAAUUGUAAACCAGGCCAGCCUGAAAGCAAUGGCUGAUGCUCUCUAGCUGUCAGGUUCUUUCAAAUGCAUCUUUACACUCUUGCACAAAAAUUGAGGAAUAAAUGUCCACUGCUUUUGGUUUUAAA